This is a messenger RNA of Pygocentrus nattereri (red-bellied piranha), 3814 nucleotides long. It is a transcript of the gene fndc3bb, whose product is annotated as fibronectin type III domain containing 3Bb. The coding region runs from base 148 to 3762 and encodes 1204 amino acids. The transcript has 26 exons. Lineage: Eukaryota; Metazoa; Chordata; Actinopteri; Characiformes; Serrasalmidae. The record is from RefSeq and is a predicted model, not a curated record. Gene Ontology annotation, molecular function: protein binding.
AUGGCGGAAUCCCACAUUCCGCUCCACUGUGGACGUAGCAGCAGCUCGGGGAUGGCGAGCCUUUAAAAUUCAGGCACGGAGGACUUAAAACGUGGAUUAGCGGGAUUCACAGAACACCAACCGGCUGUGCAGGGGAAGGCUCCAUGAAUGUACGUCACCAUGAUGAUGACGGACCAGAUGCUGGAACUUCCGCCACUGCUGAACGGCGAGGUUCCCAUGAUGCACCACAUGAUUAAUGGAGACGCCUCGCAACAGGUAAUCUUGGUCCAGGUGAAUCCUGGGGAGACGUUCACCAUUCGUCGGGAGGAUGGAACCCUGCAGUGCAUACAAGGGCCCGCAGAAGUUCCCAUGAUGUCACCGAACGGCUCCAUCCCACCCAUUCACGUGCCCCCAGGCUACAUCUCCCAGGUUCUGGAGGACAACACAGGAGUUCGGCGAGUUGUGGUCACCCCCCACUCUGAAUGUUACCCCCCCAGUUACUCCCCCGCCUUAUCCCCCACCCACCACCUGCCCCCACCAUACAUGACGCACCCCCACUUUAUCCCAGCCUCGCACACGGCUUACUACCCCCCUGCCAGCCCUGGAGACGUGCCCCCACACCAGUACUACCAGCACCGUUUGCCUCCCAUCUACCCGGAGGAGAUCAUCCCCUUGUAUAACAUGUCGACGUUCCUGGGCCGGGAGGAGUAUUGCAAACCUCAGCCUAAGAAGCCGAAGGAGCGUCCAGCCGAGCGGCAGAGCCUGUCCCGGGUCAGCACACCCCCAUCGUCCAGCUACAAGAGCGGCCCAGCCUGCAGCGCCACUCCAAAUGGCUAUGGCAAGAACCACGCUGGCACAGCAGCCACAGGGGGAGGGGGAGGAAGCCCUGGGAACAAAAGAGCAGAGAGGAGGGCCAGAGGAAGCCCCAAACAGACAGAGAGUGACCAGCAAGAUCCUGACUUGGAUGCAAGAAGAGACCAAGAUGUACCGUCAGGAAUGGAAAAGCCACAGGUGUGUAAGAUUCAGGCACGCUCUGCGCUGGUGUCCUGGUCUCGAGCUCCUGUGGGGGCGUCCGGGCGGGGGCAGACUGACGGAGCUCCGCUCUCCUGCAGCUACGAGCUGCUCCUUGCUGAUAAGAGCUGCGAUGGGAAAUACAGAGUCGUCUACAGUGGAGAAGAGCUGCAGUAUACUCUCACUGACCUGAGACCUGCUACAGACUACCAUGUCAGAGUAAGCGCCGUGUGUAACUCUGUGAAGGGUCCCCAUUCAGAGGCAAGGGCGUUCACUACCCACAGUGCCCCCCCAGAGACCCCCCUACCCCCCCGACUCUCCCACCGCACCAAGAGCUCCUUGACUCUGCAGUGGAAGCCACCUGUUGAUAAUGGCUCAAAAAUCACCAACUACGUUCUGGAGUGGGAUGAGGGGAAGAAGAACAGCGUUUUCAGAGAGUGUUAUUUUGGCUACCAGCGACAUUUCAAAGUCAUGCGGUUGUGCCCUGCUGUCGGGUACACGUUUCGAGUGGCAGCACUCAAUGACAUCGGGCCCAGCGGCUUUAGCCCAGAAGUGGUUUUCCACACCACGGGCAGCUUGCCCCAGAUGCCUCUGGCUCCUCGCCUGCUCCAGGCCGGGACAUCCUGGGUGGCGCUGGAGUGGACCCGCCCCAGCGGCUGCAGCCCAGACGAGGCGGUCACGUACACCCUGGAGAUGCAGGACGAUAGCAAGGGACCGGAGUUCAAGGCUGUGUUCAGUGGGGCAGAGCUGAGCAGCAGGGUGGAGGGGUUGAGCAGAAACACCAGCUACAGAUUCAGACUCACAACCUGCAGUGCAGAGUGGCGAAGCACCCCCAGCUCUGUACUCAUGUGUAGGACGAGCCCAGACAAACCUGGACCUCCAGCAGCCCCCAGGGUCUCUGCAGUCACACCUCACAGCUUCUGUGUGGCAUGGGACCCCCCACAAGAUGAUGGCGGCUGUGGGGACUUGACGUACCUCCUGGAAAUGUCUGAAGGGAAUCCGGAAGCGGUGAGCCAGUGGGAGAUUGUGUAUCGCGGGCCGUUGCAGGAACACGUGUGUAAGGAUCUGAAUACAGCGACUCGCUACUCGCUUCGCCUCAGCUCCAACAGCUCGGGCGGCCACAGCCAGUACACGGAGAGCCUGCUCGUCUGCACUCUCAGCCUGCCCCCAGGCCCCUGCCGGCCAGUCACCAUCCAGGGGAGUGUCAAACACAGGGAGGUGAACUUACAGUGGGAAGGCCCUGCGCAUGAUGGAGAUGAUGAAAGUCUGGUGUACAGUGUGGAGAUGAGUGGAUCAGAGGAGGAAUCUGACGUUAUGCAGGUGUACCAUGGAGCGCACACUGAGUGCACUGUGGGUAGUCUUCUGCCAGGCGCAACCUACAGGUUUCGAGUGCGUGCAGCCAAUGAUGCUGGGUACGGUCCAUUCACUGAAUUCCUGGAAGUGACCACUGCAGCAGGACCUCCAGGCCAGUGUGUGGUGCCAGUAAUUAGCCUGACCUCUCACACGUGCGCGGUGGUCAGCUGGGAGACGGACGAGAGCUCAGGGGCAGAUAUCUCUGGCUACCGGCUCGACUGGGGUCGAGAUCAGGACUCUCUGGAAAUGGUUUAUAGCGGGACGGAAACCUUCUGCGAAAUCUCCAACCUGGAGGCGGCAGCAAGCUACUGCUGUAGACUACAGGCCACUAACCAAGCGGGGGCAGGACCCUACAGUGAUCUGGCUUGGUGCCGGAUGCCAGCGGCCGCUCCGGAAGCUGUGGUCAAUCUUUAUCUGCAGGAACCUGUCUCAUUUCCUGCUGAAGGAGAGACCUUCUCCCCCUCCACCUGCCUGGCUUUGGCCUGGGACGAGCCCAACUCUAACGGCCAGGAGAUCACCUGCUACACCAUCGCCAUGGGAGACACUGUCAUCACAGCUGGAAACACCACCUGCCAUGUGAUCAGGAACCUGCAGCCUGACAGCGAGUACAGCGUUCAGGUCAGGGCAGAGAACGCAGUGGGUGCUGGCCCAUUUGGGCCGAGUCUGCGGGUAAGGACCAGGCCACUGCCCCCAGCCCCGCCUAGAUUGGAGUGCGCAGCCGCAGGACCACAGAGUCUGAAACUGCGUUGGGGGGACAGUAACAGCAGGGGGCCAAGCACCGAUGAGACUACCUUCAUCUUGCAGAUGGAGGACAGGAACCAGAGGUUUGUGCCGAUCUACCGUGGGCCAAGCCAUACGUUUAAGGUGCAGCGUCUGAGCGAGUCGAGCCGCUACACUUUCAGGAUCCAGGCUGUGAGUGAGGCGGGCGAGGGACCUUUCUCAGACAUGUACUCCUUCACCACUGCCAAAUCUGUGCCUCCAACUCUCAAAGCUCCUCGUGUGGCUCAGUUAGAGGGCAAUGCCUGUGAGGUGGCCUGGGAAAACGUACCGCCCAUGAGGGGAGACCGUAUCAGCUACGUGCUCCAGGUCCUGGGUGGGAGGGAGUCGGAAUACAGACAGGUGUAUAAGGGAGAGGAUACCACCUUCCAGCUGUUCGGCCUGCAGUGGAACACGGACUACCGCCUGCGGGUCUUUGUGUGCCGACGCUGUUCGGACACCUCACAGGAGCUGUGCGGGUCCUUCAGCCCUUCCACACACUUCUCUCCCCGCCGCUCCAACACCACCGUGGCCGUGGAGCCAGGCACCGUCAGCACGUCCACGCCCAAAGCGCUCACAGACGAACAGUUCGCCAGCCUCAUCGUCCUCGGGGUGGCCUCGCUCUCCAUCUUCAUCGCUUACCUGCUCCAGCUCCUCAUAUGAAGAUGCCGGACGGGGAAGCGCCGAGCAAAUCGCAACAAAAACGGAAACUUGA